Molecule: messenger RNA, 3731 nt
Organism: Teleopsis dalmanni
Lineage: Eukaryota; Metazoa; Arthropoda; Insecta; Diptera; Diopsidae
Gene: ATPCL
Product: ATP-citrate synthase
Exons: 10
Coding region: 214-3525 (1103 amino acids)
Biological process (GO): acetyl-CoA biosynthetic process; citrate metabolic process; tricarboxylic acid cycle
Cellular component (GO): cytosol
Molecular function (GO): ATP citrate synthase activity
Source: RefSeq, a predicted model, not a curated record
CGCAUUCCAAUUACGCUUACGGUCGCGCGCACAGUAUAGUUUUGCGAAUUCCAGUGCCGUGAAACAUACAUAAUAAAACACAUAUUUAAUAUUAAAUCAUUGAUUUUAUUUAAAUUAAGAAUAAUAAUAAAAUAUCUAAAAGGAAGUCCUUUAGCGGUGCAUACAUUAAGUGGAAAAAGUAUAUUGACGUUUCUGUAACUUUUAUUUGUAAAUAUGUCUGCAAAAGCUAUAUGUGAAGCCACUGGCAAGGAUAUACUCAAUAGGCAUUUAAACAACAAUGGAGCGGGUGUUGAAGUGUGUCGCUUCGCCACAGUCAAUACAAGUACGGAUUGGUCAAAAUUAGUCAGCAACAAUCCAUGGCUUUUGAAUACACCACUUGUAGUGAAACCUGAUCAACUCAUUAAACGCAGAGGCAAAUUAGGGCUUAUUGGUGUGAAUAAAAAUCUAGAUCAGGUCAAAACAUGGCUGAAGGAACGUAUGAACAAGGAUCAAAAAAUUGGAAAUGCUGUUGGAAAACUUCGAAAUUUCAUUAUUGAACCAUUCGUUCCACAUACUGAUGCUGAUGAAAUGUACGUUUGUGUUUACUCGCAUCGGACCGCUGAUACUAUUUUAUUUUAUCAUCAAGGCGGUGUGGAUAUUGGUGAUGUCGAUGCUAAAGCUUUAAAACUAGAUAUACCGAUCAAUGAGGACAUAACCAUUGAAGCAGUGAAUGCAAAAUUGUUGACUCAUGUAACCGAUAAAGGAAAAAAACAACGAAUUGCCAAUUUUAUUGUUGCACUCUAUAAAACCUAUGUAGACUUGUACUUUACAUAUUUGGAAAUAAAUCCUUUGGUUGUCACAAAAGAUAAUAUGUAUAUACUAGAUUUAGCAGCAAAAUUGGACUCAACAGCUGAUUUUGUUUGUCAUGCUAAAUGGGGAGAAAUUGAUUAUCCUCCACCAUUCGGACGUGAUGCUUAUCCUGAAGAAGCUUAUAUAGCGGACUUAGAUGCUAAAAGCGGCGCUUCACUUAAAUUAACUAUAUUGAAUAGAAAUGGUAGAAUUUGGACAAUGGUUGCUGGUGGUGGAGCUAGUGUUAUUUAUUCGGAUACCAUCUGUGAUUUGGGUGGUUCUACUGAACUAGCCAAUUAUGGUGAAUAUAGUGGAGCUCCUUCAGAACAACAAACUUAUGAAUAUGCCAAAACGAUAUUAACUCUAAUGACCACAUCUCCCAAACAUCCUGAUGGUAAAGUACUCAUAACUGGUGGAGGUAUCGCCAAUUUUACAAAUGUUGCUGCCACCUUUAGAGGCAUUAUAACUGCAUUACGUGAAUUUCAACCAAAAUUGGUUGAACAUAACGUGUCUAUUUUUGUGCGUCGUGCUGGACCCAAUUAUCAGGAGGGUUUACGUAAAAUGCGUGAAUUUGGUAGUUCAUUAGGUAUUCCCUUGCACGUAUUUGGACCAGAAACGCAUAUGACAGCCAUCUGCGGUAUGGCACUUGGUAAACGGCCAAUACCUCAAACAGCUAGCGUGGAAUUCUCCACGGCUAACUUCUUAUUACCUGGUGGACAAGAGGCUGAAUCUGUUAAGAAUCCCUUUGCAAGUUUAAGUAGUGGUAAUGGUUUAGGUUCACCUCAACAAUCGAUUAAACUACCACCUAUCUCAGCAGAUGAUAGAGCAGAUGGAAUCCAUAAUAACGUAGCAAGCAAUACUCGUAAAUAUUUCUCAAGCACAACCAAAGCAAUUGUAUGGGGAAUGCAGCAGAGGGCGGUACAAUCAAUGCUUGAUUUUGACUUUAUAUGCAGACGCGAUGAACCUUCCGUUGUGGCCAUGGUAUAUCCAUUUACUGGUGACCAUAAACAGAAGUUUUACUGGGGACAUAAGGAAGUAUUGAUACCGGUCUAUAAACAAAUGUCUCACGCAAUUAACAAACACAAGGACGUUGAUGUUAUGGUUAAUUUUGCUUCAUUGCGUUCUGCUUAUGAGUCUACAUUGGAGGUUUUAGAAUAUCCUCAAAUUCGAACAGUCGCUAUAAUUGCUGAAGGCAUACCCGAAAAUAUGACCAGAAAAUUGAUUGUGGCUGCAAAUAAAAAAGGUGUGGCUAUUAUUGGACCAGCCACAGUUGGUGGCGUUAAACCAGGCUGUUUCAAAAUAGGCAACACAGGUGGAAUGUUAGAUAAUAUUUUACAUUCGAAAUUAUACCGACCGGGUAGUGUAGCAUAUGUGUCACGUUCAGGUGGCAUGUCAAACGAAUUAAAUAACAUUGUUUCCAAAGCAACUGAUGGUGUAUUGGAGGGCAUUGCUAUAGGUGGUGAUCGGUACCCUGGUACCACUUUUAUGGAUCACAUUUUGCGUUAUCAAGCAGAUCCAGAAGCUAAACUAUUAGUACUGCUUGGAGAAGUAGGCGGUACGGAAGAGUACGAGGUGUGUGCCGCCUUAAAAGACGGUCGUAUCACAAAACCACUAGUAGCUUGGUGUAUUGGUACUUGUGCAAGUAUGUUCACGUCAGAGGUACAAUUUGGCCAUGCAGGUUCAUGCGCAAAUUCUGAUCGUGAAACUGCAACUGUAAAGAAUAAAGCACUCAGAGAUGCUGGAGCAUAUGUACCAGAUUCAUUUGACACACUAGGCGAUCUCAUACAACAAGUUUAUGCAGAACUAGUUAAAUCCGGCCGAAUUGUACCAAAAGAAGAGGUACCACCACCAACAGUGCCAAUGGACUAUUCAUGGGCACGCGAACUUGGUUUAAUACGUAAACCAGCGUCAUUCAUGACAUCAAUUUGUGAUGAACGUGGUCAAGAAUUGCUUUAUGCGGGUAUGCCAAUUAGUGAAGUGCUUAAUAAAGAUGUUGGUAUUGGUGGUGUAAUAUCGUUGCUAUGGUUCCAGCGUUGUCUUCCACCUUAUGUUUGCAAAUUCUUUGAAAUGUGUCUUAUGGUGACUGCUGACCAUGGUCCAGCUGUAUCAGGUGCUCACAACACAAUAGUUUGCGCUCGUGCUGGAAAGGAUUUAGUUUCCUCUGUUGUAAGCGGAUUAUUAACAAUUGGAGAUCGUUUCGGUGGUGCUCUUGAUGGUGCGGCUCGCCAAUUCUCUGAAGCGUAUGACUCUAAUUUACAUCCAAUGGAAUUUGUUAAUCAAAUGCGAAAAAAGGGUCAACUCAUUAUGGGUAUUGGUCAUCGUGUAAAAUCAAUUAAUAAUCCUGAUGUACGUGUAAAAAUAAUCAAAGAAUUUGUUAUGGAAAACUUCCCCUCGUAUCCAUUAUUAAACUAUGCACUAGAAGUUGAAAAAAUAACCACAAGCAAGAAGCCAAAUCUAAUUUUAAAUGUUGACGGUGUUAUUGCCACAUGUUUUGUAGAUUUAUUACGAAAUUGCGGAUCUUUCACCAGUGAGGAAGCACAAGAGUACAUUAAUAUUGGCGCUAUAAACUCAUUAUUUGUACUUGGUCGCAGCAUAGGAUUUAUUGGCCAUUAUAUGGAUCAGAAACGUCUCAAACAAGGUCUCUACCGCCAUCCAUGGGAUGAUAUCUCAUAUGUUAUGCCAGAAAAUUUCAAUUAAGAUCAGAAUUUAAUUGUUUCGGCAGUAAUAAAUUAGUUUAACAAUACAGAAAAUUAAAACACUCCAUAAUUUAUAUUUACGUUAUUGUUGUUGCAAAACAAAACGCUUAGCGUCUCAUUUAAGUUUGCAUUUAUAGAUUCUUUAUUAAAUUAUUUAUCUUUUUUGAAACAAUAUUAAAAAAAGGACAUUGGAACUAAUUUGACAUU